AUGACAGAAGCAACUACCGUGCCUUCCCACAUUAUUACAAUGAAAAAAAAUAACACACAGCUAGAUAAUUGGCCACAGAUAGGCAGCAAAGGAUUUUUCCUGGAAAUGGUGGCAGCUUUAUCCAUUCCAAUCUGUUUCUGGGGAUUAAUUGGGAACGCAACUGUCUUUUGGCUUCUCUGCAGCAAGGCGAAGAAGACAACAUUCAUAGUUUAUGUUCUCAAUUUGUUAAUAGCUGAUUUUAUUGUGGCUGCUUACUUCCUUAUGGUGUUUAUUGUAUUUCUGACAUCACUUUAUAUCAGUUAUUAUUUUUCACGUGCAAUGGAGAAUAUUUAUUCAUUGUCAAGCAAUGCCAGCAUUUGUUUACUAACAGUUAUGUGUGUUGAAAGGUAUUUCAUGGUCUCUUUCCCACUCUAUUAUCAACAUCACCGUCCAAAGCAUUUCACAACAAAUAUAUGCUGCAUAAUAUGGGUCUGGUCUUUCCUAGUGGCCCUGUUAUUAUAUGUCAUCUGCUACCCAAAAUUGCUUUCAUCCCUCUAUUCAGGCAAUCCUUUAUGUGAUGGGGUAUUACUAUUUGAAUCUAUUGCUCAGAUUAUGUUUUUUUUCCCCAUCAUGUCCUUUUCUGCUUUGUCUCUUUUUAUCAGAAUGCAGAAAAGAGCAAAGCCAAGGACUGAACCGAGACUUGAUAUCACCCUCAUAAUCAUGGUUGCUCUUUGUUUUAUUUGUAUUGUUACAUUUCAAACUCUUGGUCUUGUAAGCAGCUGGGUUACCACUCUUCGUGAACCAAGUCUAUUUCACCUCUCGCUGCUGUUUGACUCCAUCAAGACCAGCAUCAAUCCUUUGGUCUAUUUCUUUGUUGGAAAUCGGCAAAGACAGAAGACCGCAGAACCUAUGUAUAAGUUGCUUGAGAGAGCUAACUUACUGUUUCUUUCGUGUCUACGAGGUCUGUGGUCAAUCGAUAUCAACAAGUGUUUCCUUAAACCUGUAGUCUUUACUUUUUCUAUAUUUCUGUAG
This is a messenger RNA of Protobothrops mucrosquamatus (brown spotted pit viper), 1011 nucleotides long. Its product is annotated as proto-oncogene Mas-like. Gene Ontology annotation, biological process: G protein-coupled receptor signaling pathway. Lineage: Eukaryota; Metazoa; Chordata; Lepidosauria; Squamata; Viperidae. The transcript has a single exon. Gene Ontology annotation, cellular component: membrane. Gene Ontology annotation, molecular function: G protein-coupled receptor activity. Bases 1 to 1011 code for a protein of 336 amino acids. The record is from RefSeq and is a predicted model, not a curated record.